Molecule: messenger RNA, 970 nt
Organism: Trichoderma atroviride IMI 206040
Lineage: Eukaryota; Fungi; Ascomycota; Sordariomycetes; Hypocreales; Hypocreaceae
Molecular function (GO): DNA binding, bending
Source: RefSeq, a predicted model, not a curated record
UUUUUGCCCUCGCAGCUUUGCACCCACGGAGACUGCCUCUGCAUCUCUGAUCGUGCGUUUGCUCUUCCUCUCUCAUUAGCACGCUCUUUCGCCUCUGCUGCGCCUUGGAUAGCUCAGCAGCGCACGCCGACUCAAGCGGCUCGCAUCGAAGAGAAAGAAAAAAAUCUCAACGUCGCGGCCGCGUUUGUCUUUGCGAAAAGUCUCUUCAAAAAUAACAAAACACAUCAGUCACAAUGCCCAAGGCUGCAUCUGGAAAGCGCGGUGCCAAGGACACCAAGAAGCGCGCCAAGAAGGACCCCAACGCUCCCAAGCGUGGUCUCUCUGCUUACAUGUUCUUCGCCAACGAGCAGCGUGAGAACGUCCGUGAGGAGAACCCCGGCAUCUCAUUCGGUCAGGUCGGCAAGCUGCUCGGUGAGCGAUGGAAGGCCCUGAACGACAAGCAGCGUGCCCCCUAUGAGGCCAAGGCUGCCGCCGACAAGAAGCGCUACGAGGAUGAGAAGCAGGCUUACAACGCUGACCAGGAGGACGAGUCAUCGUAAACUGGUGCUGGUCGCGGGGUGAGAAUGCUGAAUCAUGCUUAUGGUGAUUCUUUCUGCAAAUGAUUCACAUAGCACUUGGGUCGAGGAUAAUGGCAAUGAGGCCGCGUGCCUCGCUCUAAAGCCAAGCAUAAAGGCCCAUGCUGGUGAUGUCGAUUUCUUUGUAUUUUGGGCAGGACGGUGUUGUACGAAUGCACGGAAUGGGUUGCGUACUAUUUGCUUUCAGGUGCCGGAAAUUCAACGGAAACAGGGUCUCGCAUACUUGUAAUUGAACGGGAUAGUGGCCGGCAGAGCUACAAUGCGAUAUCGAAUACUUUUUGCGUGAGCUUCAUUCGACGUAAUAACAAUGGAGCCAUUGGGCCAUGAAUUGACAAGAUUAUACUACUGCUGCCUGACUCUAGAAAUGUGACUGCAUCUUGAAAACAUCAAGGUGG